Molecule: messenger RNA, 414 nt
Organism: Phycomyces blakesleeanus NRRL 1555(-)
Lineage: Eukaryota; Fungi; Mucoromycota; Mucoromycetes; Mucorales; Phycomycetaceae
Exons: 2
Coding region: 1-414 (137 amino acids)
Source: RefSeq, a predicted model, not a curated record
AUGCUUCUAAAUGUUAUUGGAUUCAUUGAUGAAACAAGGCAAGCAAUUGCGCAGCCAAGUGAACCCAAGGAGAUUAAGAAGACGUUUUAUAAUGGCUGGAAACACAUACAUGCCAUAAAGUUUCAAGACAUUGUCACACAUGACAGAAUUACAAGUAGCAUACUUGGUCCAUACUUUGGAGCAAAAUAUGACCAGUAUGUCAACUCUGUCUCAAAGACAGAAGAGAGACUAGAGAAAUACUUGAAGUCAGCUUCUAUUUCUGAAGCAAGCUACGCCUUGUAUGGAGUUCCAGCAUAUAUGGAAGCUGCAUGCAACAAGAGCAUGUUCAAGGUUAGAGUUGCAGCUGAAUGGGAGUUUGGUGAGAUACAAAAGUACUUUAAGUUCUGUAAGUAUAAGUAUGCAAUGAAGAUCUAA